Messenger RNA from Porites evermanni, 4961 nucleotides. The record is from the annotation of a GenBank genome assembly. NCBI's taxonomy places the organism in Eukaryota, Metazoa, Cnidaria, Anthozoa, Scleractinia, Poritidae.
GGUCUCAGUCACGGUGUUACAAGAGAGAUUUGGCAAUCAAUUACGGGAAGCUACGUUUUUAAUUUGACUUCCUCGUCAGAAUUUGAGGGGACCCCGAAUAUCAAGGAUACAAUAACGCAUUUUGAACGGCAAAGCAUCGGAGAUGACUAUGGACAGCGAAUGACAACAUUCUAUCGGGUGAGCAUCCCAUAAUAGGCAAUUUUCACGAUGACGACAAUUGGCUACAACUACCACAAUUCAUAUAAUUUUUUCUUUCUUAUUUUAAUUUGUCAAUCCCGCUGGGGUUUAAACACCAAUAGCCCUAAAGUCCACAAGAAAACAACAAACUGAAGGAUUCUGGUAGUCGUAGUAAAAUGACGUCAUCGUACGAUUGUCCAAUUGUCUCUUUUGAUUCACUUUUGAUUCUAUAAUUUGUCUAUAUGCUUAUUUACCUCUUAAGCCCCAAUAUCCACUUUCAAAUUCUCCAUAGUUUAAAGUUUGAAAGUUUGAAAGUUUGAAGUUUAUUAAUUCAUAAAUACCUAGCAGUUCGAAGAGUGAAUUGUGUAUUUACGUUAUACAUUUCUUAAUGAAUUAGUUGAGAAAAUUUGAUAAACUGAUGAAGGCAUUUUUCCUUUGGUGACUACUUUGUUAAUUCUCAUAACGUUUUCUCUUGACGAUGAAUAGCUUUUCUUAGGAGAAAUUUGACGUUAGUCACUCGUGGAACUUCAGGGUUACUAAAACUACACAAGCUGUAACUUGUUUUGUUUCCAAAGGGAUAUUUUGGUGAAAUCUUGUGAAAUUCAUCUCAGGCUAUAAACGUGAAAACUGUUAGUUAUGAUUUUUUUAGUGCAUGUUUUGGGCAUUAUUCAUUUUUAAGUGUUCCUUACUUUCCUUUCCUUUAUCAUUAGUCCAAGGAAAACUGGCGUUAUUUGAAUCGUAGCCCUUAUGCCGCAGCAGCUUGUGUAUCACGUAGUUACGCGGGAAACCAAGUGCGGUCAUGUCAUGAUUAGUUUGUUUUUGCUUCUGAUUGAGGAAGUGUCCCGAAGAAGUUUUAUUUUUAAACCAAUCUCAAAGGGCUCAGGAAUGCAAAACCAAGACACUCAUGUUACAGUUAUCAGCGGUUUUGACAUGGGGUUAUGGCACAAGGCAAUUUUGCUUCGUAUUUAAAACAAGUAACCCAUUAGCCUCGUUUGCCUCCGUUGCAUGCCAGUUGACCGGUUAUUUGACCACAGGCUCAGCUUUAGUAUCAGAUGCUGCGACGCAGACUCGUACUCAGUCGCUGUUUAAGUGUUUUUUUGGGGUGAGAGAAGAUUGGGGAUUAGGUUGAGGCGCGCGGGGGGUCUUAUGGGAAGGGAGGGAGACCUCGCGCGCGCCUCAACCUAAUCCCCAAUCUUCUCUCACCCCCAAAAAACACUUAAAUAGCGACUGGGUACGAGUCUGGCUGCGACGGACAAAAUGACUCAUAUCAAUCAAGGCGCCCACCCUGAAUAAUAUAUUAUGCAUAUUUAUACUUAAAUUCUUCGUAUGGGAUGGUAAACUUUAUAUGUAGUCUUAUAUCCAAAGAAAACUAACAAACAAACAGGCGAAUGUAUAGAGAAUUUUGUCUAGAAGCGAGGGUUGGUGGUGAAAUAAACAGGUCUUACGUCAAAGCAUCAUUCUUACCUUCGUUGGCUCUAAAUUCUAAUUACUGAAGUCCUUUUUUUUUCUCGGAAGGCUCCAGAGACAGGUUUAUUCGUGUUCUACAUGACAUGUCAAGACGAGUGUGAGCUGUGGCUGAGUACAGAUGACACAAAUUUUAACAAGAGAAGAAUUAUUUUUGUUCCUUUUGGGCUUAACCUAACCUGGAAACAAUGGGACAAGUAAGUGAUGUGAGCUUUCCUGAUGCUCUUGUUUUAUUCGCCAAAUGAGGCUGGGUCAAUGUUGUGUCGAGUUGCAUAAUGGGAUUGUUUAUGGGGAUGCCAAGCGCUUUUUUUUACUAGGUAAUACGAGUAAUAUUGGGGAGCCUGAGAAAACACUUUUUUCAGCGACGCAUACGCACGACAACCGAAAGUGAGGCCUUUUCCCUUUUAACAUGUCUUAACCCUUUGGACACUAAGAGUUAAAAUUUGAAUUCUCAUUUGUUACUCCUGCUCAUUUCCUAUAGAAGCGGUGGGGAGAAGUUGAUAGAAUAUCAAGUAACUUCAUCUUGUGUGAUCAUGUCUGUAAUUCUCAUGACCACUCUGUUUUACAAAGCACAGGGCAAAUCUGAAGUGUAACCUCAGAAUGGCCAGUGAAGUCCUGAAUUUUCUUCAGGCUUCUUUACGCAAUUGCAUAAAUUGUGUUCACUGCGAUGAUCAUUUCUUCAUUUUCACCGAAUAGAACUAGCUGGGUACCUGGAUAUUAGCCAAUGGGCUCCUGUAUCAGCAUAUCUUAUAACCCGGGUAGAAGAGUCACUCGCCUACCGGUCCAGGAGCUAUCCUUACAAAAAUUGGCAAACUGUAUACAUCAGUUCACAUGAUAAACAAAACGUAGGCUCCGUGGGCUAUGGUAAGAUCACUCUUCUAGCAGGGCCAACUUCCCUCCAUUAAACACUUUGCCUCGCCCAAACUGGUCAACUCGGUGAAGGUACGUGAGACGAUCCGAGCAUGCAUUGGCGCUGAUGUCUUGGGCAAAGGUGUCAACUUUUUUUCUCAUAUAAACGCUCGCUAAACUGACUCGGUUGAGAAUGUGACUCUCAUUGCCCUGACAACUUUUCUCUUAGUACGUGAUGGUGAUCGAAGCAAUUUGUUGUAAGUUAAAGGAUUUCUUGGAACCAAUGUUGGCCUAACGAUUUGUUGGCUGUUUUCUCAGGCUAGGAUAUUCUGAGCUAAUUAAGACGGAAUCCACCAGGAUUGAGUAAUUUUGGUUUUCAGUGGACAAAAAUCUUGCAACAGAAUAAUUUAAAGUAUAUAUUGCGUUCUUUUUUGCAUUUUUUAAGGCCUUACGAUGUAAUAAAUCAUCUGUAGUAGCACCAAAAAAAAGUUCUUAUGGAAACCCUAGAAAAUGAAUGUCAAUUUUCACAAAGUUACAUCUUACGCAUGAAAUUUUCAGAAAUUUACCUAGUAUGCAAUCACAAUUCUUGUGAAAUUUGACAUUCAUUUUCUCGGACUUCCACGAGAAAUUUUCUUUGGUGUUACUACAGAUGAUUUAUUACAUCUUUAGCCCUUGAAAGGUACAAGGUUUUUGUCCACCGAGAAUUAAAAUUUCUCAAUUUCCUAGUGGAUUCCGUCUUAACUUUUCCCGACUCGACAAUACAUUUGGAACUUCCUAGUAAAAAGCUUUAAAGGUACAACAUACUGACUCGAGCUGGACUUUAUAAAAGUCCAUAAAGUUUCUUAUAAUUCUUUUCAAAACUUGAUUUCACCCAUACGUCUGGAAUUGGAUAGUAACAAAUAUGAAAGUCGAAUUAAUGUACGGGAAAACACCUUAUUAACGAAAGUUUAAUAAAACUUUUAAAAAAAUACUUUUCGCAUAAUGAUUGUAGUCAGAUUUUAACUUUGCAUUUUCGUAAAACCGUCUGUAUUUCACGCCACCUUGCACUGAUCAGCCAUUAGGUUCUUAUAAUACCGGAAUAAGGUAUGCUGUGAUGAACGACCAGUAAGAUAGAGUUCUCUUUCUUAGAAAAGCUGAACAGGUAUCAUCCCCGAUAAACUUGGUCAGUGGUGAGUUCUACUUCAUGGAAGCCAUCAUGAAAGCGGACUCCAACCCAUCAGAUCACCUCGGUGUUGGGGUGCGUCAGCCGAAUGGGAACAAAUACCAACCCAUCUUAAAUCCGGAUUUGUACAGCGAGAUACCAGGUACGAUCAUGUAUUGGGGGGUAGAUGGUAAUUCACUGAGUUAAAGAGAGUAAGAAGGCAGGCAGUUGGAGAAGGGUUGUCGGCACUAUUAUAGACCAGGAGCCUGCUAAAAACUUACAAACUGUUUAGCUUCAGCGCAAACUGAGAAGAACGAGCGUAGAUCGAACGCUAACGUGAAGCGUGAGAGGUUUGAGGGGUGACCAAGUCUACAUAAACUACAUGCCGAAAUUUGGUUUACUGUAUUUUGUAUUUGGUUUACUCUGAUUUACGAUCACAGGCACAGUUAGAUAUAGUAUAUCUAAGUUAAUAUUGAAAACGUAUAGUGAUAGAGCUUUUUCCACUUGAACGAACUACCAUUUUAGUUGAUGAAGAUGUUUAUAAGAGAGACUCACUUAUUUAAGCAGAAUAAUGCUAUAACUUUUAUAAAUUAUUUCUAGACUGAAUGUGGUUUGUGAAGAGCUUUAGAAGAUUAGUUAAGUCAGGGCUUUAAAAUAUAUUUCUUUAUUUUAUUUUUCAUUCGUUUAUUUACAUGUACUUGCACUGGUUACCUCUCUAAUACUAAUGCUUCGAGGAAAUUUCUUCUCACACCUGCUCCACUGGCGUAGUCUCCCACACAGGCGUUUUUAGGGGAGUUCGUACGGGGAGAGAUGAAAAACGAGCUCCCCUAUAUAAGCCUGCGAAGGAGGCUAGCUCCAUUGAUGUGCUAACCAGAGGCUUUUUUUCUCUUGAAACGUGUAAUCGGUUCUUUUCUUUCAGUGUUUAGGACAUUUGAAUUGCAAAAAUUGCAACCCAGAAAUUAAGCUAUGUCGGACUGUUGCUAUUCCGGGCAAUAAGUGUGUCUGAAAUACCGGGUGUUGAGUUUAUUUUUAUUCAUGCCGUUGACUGAUCGUUUAUCGUUUUUUUCUUUUAGAGAGAAAAAUCGCGUUAUUUCUUCUUGUCCAAAGGGACGCAAGUCUGGUAGGUCACGUGAUGUCUACAACUGCCCUUGACAACGACGUAGCCUGUUCAUUAUACUGUACACGUGACCGAAACUGCAAGUCCUUCAACUACUACAGGGAACAAGGGAUCUGCGAAUUAAACAAAGAAAAGACCGCGAAUAAUAUCAAAGGUGUACUGGUCCCAUACAGAGGGGCAGAAUACUACGAAAAAAUGGAACCAAACCAAUGA